UUUUUUGUUUAAAAUUGCUGUGAAAAUCAAUUUUUUAAUGCGUAAACAUUAAAUAUAAUCUAGUCGUUCAUUAAUAAUACAAAGUGUCCAUUUAAAAUAAUGACAAAUUAUACAUUAAAACUUUGUGACGUAAAUCAUCUUCUUUAACUCUGAAAUAUUAUUUUAGCGAAGUGUCGACUCUUAGUGUAUAAAGAUCGUCUGGUAAAUGUUAUCUGAGUAAAGUGUUUUCAAGAUAAAUAAAUAAGUGCUUUGAAAAUUUUUUUUUGUAAAAAUUUUCAAUUAUCCGGAAUGCGUCUUUUAAUUGGAUUAAAUACCGAGAAAAGUCGGUCUUUUUUGUUUUACUUACAACAAAGAAGUUAAUAUAUAAUAAAAUAAAGAAAAAAAGGUGGGGAAAAAAAAUAGUAAAGUGAAACUUAAUUGUGCUGGAGUGAAACCGGGUGUUGGAUAAGGGCCAAUUAGUUUUUAAAAUUCAUUAACAUGUCCACCGUCAUUGAAGAGUUCAACUACCUGUGUCGUCUGUGUGCGACGAAACUCCUCAUGGGUUUGCCGAUUUUCGAUACCGAUAAGCAGAUGAGGAAUAUCGACAAAAAAAUUACAACCUGCUUAUCCCUACAGGUAUCGAUGAGUGAUCAACUGCCAAAAGUUAUCUGCGGCGAAUGUGCAUUUAAAUUGGAGGAGUUAUUUGAUUUUCGUGAAAAGUGUCUCAACACUGAGGAAAUGUUCACGGGAAUGUUGAAGGAAAUCACAAAACAAGAAGACGCAAAUAUGGAGCAUCAUCUAAAUAUUGAAAUUCAAUCAAACAUUGAAGAAAUACAAACUCAUGGAACAACAAAUCAGCUGAAUGAUGAAAUUCACACAAUGCAAAUAAUGGACGAUAUGGAUUUAGCCGGUGGUGAACAGGUUGUCACACAAGAAGAAAUAAAUCAUCAAGAUGAUGAUCUCGAAGUCACUGAUAUUGAUUGUCUCGAUGGUGAAACAGUUCGAAUGGUCGAUGAACAUAUUCGAGAAGUUUCAAAUCAUCAGAUCGCGAUGCAUUUGGAAGGAGAUAUGACAGUGGUUGGGAAUUUAACUGUUCAGGGACAUUUAGAUCCACUUGAAAUUAAUUAUGUCACGACGAUUAAUCCCAACUCCAGUGGCGAACAAAUAGUUCACUAUUGCGAAAGCGUUAAAUAUGAACCACUUACCGUAAAAGAUGAAUUUCGUAGGCUACAAGAGAGCCUUAAUGUCGAGUCAACGACUCGUGUUAUUGAAAAUAACGUGAGUACAGAAGAUUUUUCCACAACGCACAAAACAAAGGAAACAUUUAACAUUCCGAGUGAAUCGUUAAAUACAACGACAGUAACGGAACUUCCCUCAACAAGUCAAGUGAACACUGAAAAUUGUCUAGUUGUUGAGUAUUCAAAACAGGGGAAAAAGGAUUUAUUUGAUUCAAUUCUUGAGAAUCCGACAAUAGACGCAAACGGAGUGAAUUGGUACGUUUGUCCAUUUUGCAAUGAAGCUGCCUCGGAUCCAAAUAAUUUAAUUCCCCAUUUUGAGCAGCAUUUUUGUAAUUGUCCCACUUGUGGUCUUUAUUUCACGAGUGUUGAAGUAUUGACGAUUCAUAAGCAAACAUGUGAGGAGAAAAUUAAUUCAAUAGACGAGCAGAUUGUUGUGGAGGAGAAAAUUGAUGAGACGGAAAAAAUAACGGAAACACAGGACGACGAACAGCAGAAGAAGCAAUCAGUUCGUCGGAAGUGGACGCCGAAAAUUUGUACCCAAUGUGGAAAGCAGUACAGAACAAAUUAUAAAUUGCAGGAGCAUAUGCGUAAGCAUACGGGGGAAAAACCAUUUCAAUGUUCAAUGUGCGAGAAAGCUUUCAGAAGUAAAAUUGGAUUGGCACAGCAUUUUGCGACACACACUGGACAAUUUGAUUAUAAUUGUUCGACCUGUGGGAAGGGUUUUCAGUGCAAGAGUUAUCUUAUUGUACACCAAAGGGUACACUCCGACCUGAAGCCAUAUCCCUGCGAUAUUUGCAGUCAAAAUUUCAAAACGAAACAAUCACUUCUCGAUCAUCAAAAUCGUCAUCUAGGCGUAAAACCCUACAUGUGCGAAGUCUGCGGACGAGGUUUCAUCACCAAGGGCCUAUGCAAGAGUCAUCAGAAAAUUCACUCCGGCACGGAUAAUCGUCAAUAUCCCUGUGUUGUCUGCAAUAAAAUGUUCGUCAGCAAAAGCUAUUUGAACACUCAUCUUCGAAUUCACACCGGCGAGAAACCCUAUUUGUGUGAAGUUUGCGGAAAGGGUUUUCUAACGCGUGUCGAUUUGAAAAUUCACUCCACCAUGCAUACAGGUGAGAAGAGUUUUAAAUGUGAAGUUUGCGGAAAAGUAUUCGCGAGACGUGCCGCCCUACGAUGCCAUCGAAGAUCACACACCGGUGAACGACCAUACAGAUGUGAUGUUUGCGGUAAAACUUUUACACAAUUUAGUCCAAUGGCAAUUCAUAAACGUUUACAUACCGGUGAAAGACCCUAUGAAUGUGAUGUUUGUGGCAAAGCAUUUGUGUCAAGAUCAACGAUGAUGUGUCACAAAAAAAAGAAUCACGCCGACGCUCCUCAAUCAAAAGAUGGUGCGCCCGUCGAUAAAAAAUGGAAGGCCGGCACUAAUUCUCAAUCAAAAGCAAAUGUAACGCACAUACUGGGAGAAUAAUUGUUAAUUUUUAAUUGUGUGCUCUUUUUAGAAAAAUACAUUUUUUCUAUUAUUUAAACUCCUAAGAUUAUCCAUUCAAUAUUUUAACAUAUGCUUCAAAUUCAACAAAAACGAAAAUAAAAAAUAAAUACAAAAAAAUAUUUCGUGCAAAACUGGACCAAUAAGUUUUUACUGAAAAAUUGUAUUUUCAAGUAAAAAAUAUUAAACGAAUGAUCAAAAUGUUUUGCUUGUGCUAAUUGAAUGCUUCCAUAAAAUUAACAAACAAGUUAAUUUGCUUUUAGUUCUACAUUAGUACGAAUCGGCGGAACAUUUUUUUUUAAAUACUAGUCUUAAUUUUUCAAAAAUUAGAGUUGCAAAAAAAAGUUGUAUUGUAUAUAAGUUUGUAUAUGAAACAUGUUUUAGCUAAGCAACAAUAAGUCGAAAAUUUCUUUUGCCCACAGCAUCGUAUCUUUUGUAAAAAUUUACGAAAGUCACAUGCUGUUAGAUUAACAAUUUUUGAAAAACAAUCGAAUUGAACUAAAUUAAAAUAAUUUUAUUUCACUACCAAAAUUUGCAUAAUGUUUUUUAAAUAAU
Leptopilina heterotoma is the source of this 3255-nucleotide messenger RNA. RefSeq names its product zinc finger protein 260-like. The transcript is spliced from 6 exons. Lineage: Eukaryota; Metazoa; Arthropoda; Insecta; Hymenoptera; Figitidae. The record is from RefSeq and is a predicted model, not a curated record. The coding region runs from base 478 to 2682 and encodes 734 amino acids. Gene Ontology annotation, biological process: regulation of transcription by RNA polymerase II. Gene Ontology annotation, molecular function: DNA-binding transcription activator activity, RNA polymerase II-specific; RNA polymerase II cis-regulatory region sequence-specific DNA binding; zinc ion binding. Gene Ontology annotation, cellular component: nucleus.